AUGGAUACUGCCAAGCUUGCACGCAUGCAAGCGGCUGCACGCCAGGGCAGCAAAGGCACACCACGAAGGAAGCAGCCCGUCAAGGCAAAGACGACAUCGGGAGAUGACAAGAAGCUACAAGCUGCGCUGAACAAGCUGCCCGUCCAGACGCUGGCGGGCAUCGAGGAAGUCAACAUGUUCAAAGACGACGACUCGGGCACCGUUCUCCAUUUUGCCCAGCCAAAAGUUCAUGCAUCCGCGCCAUCGAACACAUAUGCAAUCUACGGACACGGACAAGAGAAAGAUCUCACGGAUCUCUUGCCGGGCAUCUUGUCCCAGAUGGGCCCAGAAGCGCUCUCCAACCUCAACUCGCUCGCAAGAAGCUAUCAGGGCAUCCAGAGCGGUCUGGGUGCUGCCUCAGAGGACGAUGUACCGGAUCUCGAGCCGGCUGGCGUUGACUCUGGAUCGAGACUCGAAGAGGUCAACUAG
Molecule: messenger RNA, 468 nt
Organism: Mixia osmundae IAM 14324
Lineage: Eukaryota; Fungi; Basidiomycota; Mixiomycetes; Mixiales; Mixiaceae
Exons: 4
Coding region: 1-468 (155 amino acids)
Cellular component (GO): nascent polypeptide-associated complex; cytosol
Source: RefSeq, a predicted model, not a curated record